GUCUUCUCUACCCUGGGAGCAGCUCUCUUGCCUUGGCCCCUCACCCCUGAAAAUGUAUGCCUGUUCCAGGUUCAUCUCUACCCGCUCCUUGGUCAGGAGCACCUCUCAGCUGCUGAGUCGUCCACUGUCUGCACUGGAGCUGAACCCACAGACACGGAGAGAUGAGGCCCUCAGCAGCUUGGCAGUCCCUCGUCCUUUGACCUCACUUGUCCCUAGCCGCAGCUUCCAAACCAGUGUCAUUUCCAGGGACAUCGACACAGCCGCCAAGUUCAUUGGGGCUGGGGCUGCUACUGUUGGGGUGGCUGGCUCUGGGGCUGGGAUUGGAACUGUUUUUGGGAGCCUCAUCAUUGGUUAUGCCAGGAACCCUUCUCUGAAGCAACAGCUCUUCUCCUACGCCAUUCUGGGCUUUGCCCUCUCAGAGGCCAUGGGGCUCUUUUGCCUAAUGGUGGCCUUUCUCAUCCUCUUCGCCAUGUGAAGCAGCUGUCUCCACUUCCACCUCCCAUAGUUCUUUUG
Molecule: messenger RNA, 513 nt
Organism: Arvicola amphibius (Eurasian water vole)
Lineage: Eukaryota; Metazoa; Chordata; Mammalia; Rodentia; Cricetidae
Product: ATP synthase F(0) complex subunit C2, mitochondrial
Exons: 1
Coding region: 53-475 (140 amino acids)
Biological process (GO): proton transmembrane transport; proton motive force-driven ATP synthesis
Molecular function (GO): proton transmembrane transporter activity
Source: RefSeq, a predicted model, not a curated record